UCUCCCCUAACAAGUUCAGUACCGCACACAACUCGUCACCCUCGUUCUUCGCCCACUCUUGCGUAGGUAGGCUCCCCCCACCACGCCACCGCCCUCCGUCGCAGCUGCGCUUCAGUCCUCUCUCCCUUCUCUCGUUGACGUCCCCGUCGUCGUCCUCUUCCGCCGCCGGAGUGGAGUGGGAAUUCACCUGGACUUGGAUUGACUUCUUUGGCUGAUCAUAUGGUGCCAUCGGAAUCACAGAUUGUAGUCGAGAAAAAUCCUUCCACGAGUGUGGAUGCCAAAGAGCAGAUUAUAACACUUGUUUCAAGCAAAGAUAAAGAAGUAUCUACUACUAUCGUGCGAGGUGCAAGCUCAUUAGAAUCACCAAAAGGUGCUCAAGAGGAGGCUAGCUUUAUGGGUAAAGGUGGAGAACAACAGUUUGGCUACCAGCCUAAUGUGUACGGCUCUCAGCCACAAACACUCUUUUCUGGAGGUUAUUUGAACCAUUUGGGUCAAUGGGAAGAAUAUCCAUAUGUUGCGAGUGUGGAGAGACUUGAUUCUGCAUACCCUGUGAUGUAUGGAGCUUACUCCCCUCUGUCAACCUUUGGAGACAGCCAGUCAUAUUUCCCUUUUCUCUACCCCAUGUCAAGUCCUUACUACCAGCCGGCUGCUUCUCCAAGCAUGGGAUAUUCAAGUUCUGCUACAGGAAUAUCACAAUUUGAUCCUAUGCACCAGUAUUACCUUCCUGACGCACUCUACUACUCACUGACUCCUGGCUUCCAUCAGCCUUUUGGUUCCUUUGAUGCAGUUCCAAUGCAAUCUAGUGGUGUUUCUGAAGUUUUUGGGCAAGGAACUGCACCCCUGAGUUCUGGAAUGCACCAGGAAUCCAUGGAUAACUCUGGAUCAUAUACUGCAUUCCAACAGGGUGGUAAAUUUGGAGGCAGUACACCAUGUUGGAGGGCUAGUAGCAGAUUUGGCACCUUCAACAAAGGCUUCAAGCAUGAGAAGGGCUCUGUUGACUUUCUGAAUGAGCAAAGCCGUGGUCCAAGGGCUGCCAAAACAAAGAAAGAAGUGGAGAGCUCUUCAGCUGAGGACAAAAAUAAAAAGACAUUGUUAACAGUUGAUCCUGAGAAGUAUAACCACCCUGAUUUUGCCACUGAGUACAAGGAUGCCAAAUUCUUCGUAAUAAAGUCAUAUACUGAAGAUCACAUUCACAAAAGCAUAAAGUAUAAUGUCUGGGCAAGCACUGCCAGCGGGAACAGAAAGCUAAAUGCUGCUUAUCGUGAGGCAAAAGAAAGAGAAGAUUAUUGUCCUAUUUUCUUGUUUUUCUCGGUUAAUGGCAGUGGUCAGUUCUGCGGUGUAGCUGAGAUGAUUGGACCUGUUGACUUUGACAAGAGUGUUGAUUACUGGCAGAAUGACAGAUGGAGUGGCCAGUUCCCUGUGAAAUGGCACACUGUUAAGGAUGUCCCAAACAACCUCGUUCGGCACAUCAUCCUGGAGAACAAUGAGAACAAGCGCGUGACAAACAGCAGGGACACGCAGGAGGUGAAACUGGAGCAAGGUGUCCAGAUGCUAGCCAUCUUCAAGAACCAUGGAGCCGAGACAACCAUCCUUGAGGAUUUUGACUUCUAUGAGCAACGAGAGAAGGCUAUGUUGGACGAUAGGCAGCAGUGGAAGGUACAGUGUGCUGAAGCCAAGGCCCAGAAGCUGGUGAAGACCAGUGCAGCUGUGGGCAUUGUGACUCAAAUCUCAGACACCAUUGCACAGGCUGUCCAGCUGGAAGAAACCAAGGACAGAGAAAUCAGACUGAAUGUUGGAGACACUGCAACUGCUGAGAACGCUUCUGCUGCUCCUGUGAAGCCUGAAGAAGCCAUGCCAAAUACGGCGGAAUCUGGAACAAAGGAAAGUGGUUGAUUGUUCCUUCACCUUUCAUGAUUAAUUAUGAGGAGCAGCUGUAUCUGAUGAUAUGUCAUAGAGGCGAGAUGGAAAACGGAGUACCCAAAAAAUGGGAGUUGCUGGCUAUUUUGUACAGCAUAGGCUAGAGGUGAAGGCACCUCAUCUGUUUUCUUCUCUGACUGACUUUCACUGAGCCCCCUCAAGAAUGAUGCCCAGUGACUUAGCGAUGAGGGUGAGCUGCAUUUAAACGUGGGAGUACAUUAGCUUUUGUAUAGCUUACAGUUGAAUCACUACUACUCUAUUAGCCAUUUAAUUGCAUUUCCCCAGCGACCUGGUCACCUUACUCA
Molecule: messenger RNA, 2222 nt
Organism: Setaria italica (foxtail millet)
Lineage: Eukaryota; Viridiplantae; Streptophyta; Magnoliopsida; Poales; Poaceae
Product: probable ATP-dependent RNA helicase YTHDC2
Exons: 9
Coding region: 220-1893 (557 amino acids)
Biological process (GO): mRNA destabilization
Cellular component (GO): cytoplasm
Molecular function (GO): mRNA binding
Source: RefSeq, a predicted model, not a curated record